Rhizopus microsporus ATCC 52813 is the source of this 1254-nucleotide messenger RNA. RefSeq names its product S-adenosyl-L-methionine-dependent methyltransferase. The transcript is spliced from 9 exons. Gene Ontology annotation, molecular function: methyltransferase activity. The coding region runs from base 370 to 1254 and encodes 294 amino acids. The record is from RefSeq and is a predicted model, not a curated record. NCBI's taxonomy places the organism in Eukaryota, Fungi, Mucoromycota, Mucoromycetes, Mucorales, Rhizopodaceae.
GCUUUUCCAAAAAGAAAUAACUAAAGCUCUUGAAAAGUGAAAUAUAUAUCUACAUCAUGAUUGUAUAGGGACACUUUCUCUGUAUCCCUUGUUUCUGUACCAAGUACUUUGAUUAGGCUUUUCAAACAUUCAUCAGAUUGUAUUCAAAGUAGUUAUUUCAACAUUUGAUAUACGUCUGAGCAGCUUUAUCACAGUUGGGUGUACAGAUUUAUCUAAAUCCUGUUGAGGAAACAAGAACCUUUUUUAAUCUUGUUGGAUACUUUUGCAUUUUCCCAAGAAAGAGACUCAUACUAUAAGGCUUUUUUUUUUCCUUCAGCCUUGCGUAAAAAGAGAAAUAAUAUAUAUCAAGAAGACAUAUCCACCAAGAACAUGAUUACACAAAAAGCAAUCACUGCUGCAGUUGACCCUACAUUUUUUGACACGAAGCAAGAGUUUCAUAACGAUGAAACAUCCGGAUAUUGGCUACCAAAAGACGAGGAGGAACAAAAGAGACUUACGGCGCAACACUUUGCUAUCAAAAGCUUAUAUGGAGGAAAUGUGAUGCCUAGCGUAGCAGAGGCUCUAGAUCUUGAAGGUGGCAUAACUAUCCUUGAUGUUGGCUGCAGUUCUGGUACAUGGAUCAUGGACAUAGUUCAAGAGCAUCCUAACUGCAUCUAUCACGGCUGUGAUAUCGUUGAUGUAACUUACAAAAAUAUAGACGUAAAGCAGUUUACCUUUAGCCUUGGAAAUGUAACAAACAGGCUUCCAUAUGAAGAUAAUACUUUUGACUUUGUUCAUAUGAGACUAUUUGUUGCCUGUCUUCGCAAAGAUGAAUGGACAACGGCUUUAAGUGAAGUUAUACGAGUUACUAAACCAGGAGGCAUGAUCCAGCUAGGAGAGUUUGACUUACAGCCACAGAAUGAUUCAUCCAGCUUGUAUUAUAGAAUUCUAUCAUGUUUUAAAGAUGCGUGCAAAUCAAGGGGACAGGAUCCGAAUAUAGGAUCCGAGCUCGAAAUAAUGCUCUCUAAAUAUAGUAAUGUAAAAGUUGUUGAAUCUGAUCAUAGAGCUUGCGAUAUGAGCUCUGGUACACCCACAGCCAAGAUGUUUAUUUGGGAUAACUUGGAAGCAAUAAAGAGCAUGAGGCGUGUAUUGGGCCCUAUGUUGGGAAUACAUAAUCAAAAAGAUUUAGUCAGCUUCUUAAAAGAAUACAAGCAUGACUUGGAAACAAAAGAGAGUGUGGUUGGUUUCGCUGUUGUUACUGCUCAAAAGCUCUAG